Molecule: messenger RNA, 1838 nt
Organism: Melanotaenia boesemani (Boeseman's rainbowfish)
Lineage: Eukaryota; Metazoa; Chordata; Actinopteri; Atheriniformes; Melanotaeniidae
Gene: noc4l
Product: nucleolar complex associated 4 homolog
Exons: 15
Coding region: 27-1619 (530 amino acids)
Biological process (GO): ribosome biogenesis
Cellular component (GO): Noc4p-Nop14p complex; small-subunit processome; nucleolus
Source: RefSeq, a predicted model, not a curated record
GUGAACGUUGCAUCAAGGGAGUAAAUAUGGCGCCGGCCAAGAGACGCAACGUGAGUUCAGUAAAGUCAUCGAAAUCUAAUGCUAAAACAGCUAAAAUCGACUUGGACUGUAUUGUCGAGUGUGUACUUGAAAGCAAAAAGCAUGCCAACGACGUUUUUGAAAUUCUCGGGGUCCUCCAGGCAGAAACAGAGAAAGAUGUUGUUAAUGCUGUCAACGCAUCCAGUAAAUUAUUUACCGCGUUGUUGGAGAGAAAAGAGCUCUUCAUGGGAAAACUCCCUGGAGAAGAAGAGGCGUUAAGCGGAGGGUACAGUGCUGAAAAGAAGUACCAGAUUUUUAUGCGACACCGAUACAACAACUGUGUGGAGAUGCUGCUUGAGCACCUAAACCAUGAACUGUAUGGAGUGAAGGAAAGUGCCCUAUGUUGCUUGAUGACAUUUGCAGCGGGGGAAGGAAAGCAUCCUCUGGAGGACUUGGACUGGAGUGAACAUUACAGCUUCCCUCGGGAACUGAUCCAGGCAGUGGUGGACAACCUUUUGUCUCAGACCACAGACAAUUCCCUGCUGAUCUCAAGGUUCCAGGAGUUUCUUGAGAUGGAAGAUGUGCGCUACUAUGUAAUGAGCUCCAUACGUGCAAAUGUGGGCAAAGUUAUGGACAAAAAUAAAGGGGCUGUGUUGCCUGUAUAUCAAAACAACACUUUCACUCUCAUGUGCAACAUCACUAUGCCCAGCCAGGAAUCAGAGCUAACCAACUUCAUGGUCAAACAAGAAGCUAAGCAUGAAGAUUGGAAAGCAGCUAAAUUAUUUGACCACAAGCGUGCCUUUGAGCGGAUGUGGCUCGGCUUUCUCAAGUAUAAGUUGCCCAACAGCAUGUAUAAAAAGAUAUUGGUGAUCCUUCAUGAGUCCAUUUUGCCACACAUGAGCAAACCCACAAUGUUGCUUGACUUUUUGACAGCUGCCUAUGAAGUUGGUGGAGCCAUCAGUCUGCUGGCCCUAAAUGGCCUUUUUGUCCUAAUGCAUCAACACAACCUAGAAUAUCCUGAUUUCUAUAAGAAGCUGUACAAUCUUCUUGAGCCGUCUGUUUUCCAUGUGAAGUACAAAGCACGCUUUUUCCAUCUAGCCAAUCUCUUUCUUAGCUCCAGUCACCUGCCAGUUUACUUAGUGGCUGCGUUUGCCAAACGUCUGGCUCGUCUGUCUCUCACUGCUCCACCUACAGCCCUUCUUAUGGUGCUGCCCUUCAUCUAUAACCUGAUCCGUCGCCACCCAUCCUGCAGAAUCCUGAUUCACAAACCCAGCACAGAAGAUGAGCCCAUUGAGGAUCCAUAUGUGAUGGAUGAAGAGGACCCUGCUCAGUGUCGUGCCUUAGAGAGCAGCUUGUGGGAAAUUAAGACACUGCAGAAGCACUACCAUCCAGAUGUGGCCAAAGCUGCAAUGCUGAUCAACACACCCCUGUCAGAGCAAGAAGAUGACAUCAGUGAGGUGUUAGAGAUGACAGCAUAUGAGUUGAUGGACAGAGACCUGAAACAGUCGCAGAACAAGAGCAUCGCGCUGGAGUUUGAAACAGCGACACAUUUACUCAAAGGAGGCGGAGACGUGUUAGGACAGCACUUUUGUCUGGUGUGAAAUAAACUGAAAACAAAGGGCUGGAUUCACUGUGUGAUGUCACUUUUUCUAAACUGGUUCAUCUUUCGAGGUGGAUGCUCAUUACUUUUUUUUUUUUAGAGGGGCACCAGCUACAUGAGCAACAAGAAAAAUGUGUUUUACCUGUAUUUCAUUUUUUUUAUUCUUACUCUUUGAUGUAUAACUGAUGUACACCAUUAAAGAAGUUCCAGUCACAGUUUA